AAAUAUACAAUCCUUGUUUUCAUACAACCAAUACAAUAUACAAAAUCCGUGUCCUGCGUUCCCCUAUUUGUUGAAACCAACAGACUUUACAAGCAUUGACGAAUGGAGGCAAGUUACCAACGACGCCGCCUGGCGAAGAGUUUGGACAACACGAUCAAUUUUUACAUCAGGAUGAAGAGCAGCAACAACACGUGCAGCGAGAAAACGAUUACCUUCAUCAACCACAACAACAAACAUCAUCAUCAUCAUCAUCAUCAUCAUCAUCAUCAUCAUCAUCAUCAUCAUCAUCCGAACAACCUCAUCAUCAUCAUCCGUCCGAAGAAUAUAAUGAGGAACAAUCGUCACCGCAACCAGAAGAAGAACCGCAGCAGCAAGAGGACGAGCAAAAGGAACAAGACGUCAACAUGGAAUCAUUACAUUUUCAUGAAUCAACUCAACCGGCAGAUCAAUCACUCUUACUUACGUCAGGAGGACAAGAAGCAGAUUUAUCAACGACCCAUUCUUCCAAUGUCGUUGAGAACGAAGCAGACCAACACAUACCACAAUCAAGCGGUGGAAGUGAUGUCAAGAAUGAUGAUGCAGAUGAUCAAGUAGAAGAUGAAGAGGAGCAACCACAUCAUCAGCAGCAAAGGAUAAAGAAGCCUGAAUAUUCUAUGGAUGCUGUACUGACCUUGAUGCAGCUCAACGCAGGCUGGCGUCAGUGAUGAUGAAAGAAGUUUUUCCGUUUUUUAGCAUCAUUUAGCGCCGUUCACGUUAGCCAAUAAAAUGACAUUGUGACGUAUAAGCAGAAUUUUUUUUUUGU
Molecule: messenger RNA, 802 nt
Organism: Zychaea mexicana
Lineage: Eukaryota; Fungi; Mucoromycota; Mucoromycetes; Mucorales; Lichtheimiaceae
Exons: 1
Coding region: 103-594 (163 amino acids)
Source: RefSeq, a predicted model, not a curated record